Messenger RNA from Rhinolophus ferrumequinum (greater horseshoe bat), 4554 nucleotides. RefSeq names its product fibrosin like 1 (gene FBRSL1). NCBI's taxonomy places the organism in Eukaryota, Metazoa, Chordata, Mammalia, Chiroptera, Rhinolophidae. Bases 17 to 3259 code for a protein of 1080 amino acids. The record is from RefSeq and is a predicted model, not a curated record. The transcript is spliced from 20 exons.
AAGGUCACCGCGCGCCAUGGAGGCCAAGGUCCGCCAGAGCCGGCGCUCGCGCGCGCAGCGGGACCGCGGCCGGCGCCGGGAGGCGGCCCGCGACUCCCGCGAUCAGAGCGCGUCGUCGGGCGAUGAGCCCGAGCCCGGACCCGGCAAGGAAAACGCGGGCCUGCCCCGCGCGCCCCCUCCCCGCGCCGCCGCCGCGCGACCCCCGCGCCGCCGCCGCCGCGAGUCCAGCUCGCAGGAGGAGGAGGUCAUCGACGGCUUCGCCAUCGCCAGCUUCAGCACGCUGGAGGCUUUGGAGAGGGACAUGGCCCUGAAGCCACAUGAACGGAAGGAGAAAUGGGAGCGUCGCCUCGUCAAGAAGCCCCGCGAGUCAGAAAACUGCCCAUCUGCGGAGCCGAGUGAGAACGGGCGGCCCCUGGAAGUGGGCAGCCCCGAGCAGGCCCUGGAGCCCCCCUGCGACCGGGGAAAGAAGGUCCCGCUGCAGCCCGCCAAGCAGAUGAAGGUCGCAGUGUCCAGAGGGGGCGACCGCAACAGUGAGGACGACAGCUUCCGCGAAGCCACCAGCUCCCGGCGGAGCAGCUCCCGGGACCAGCUCAGUGACAGCUCGGCGCAGGCCGUGUCAGGCAGAGGCUACUCCUGUGACAGUGAGAGCGACGGGGACGAUAAGGUGUCUGUGGGUUCCGAGAAGCUCUUUGCCCCGGCAGCCGAUAAAGGCCCCACGUUGGGCGAGAAGUCCGAGGCCAAGGCCGGGGCGGCGCCCAAGGUCUCGGGCCUGGAGCGCAGCCGCGAGCUGAGCACCGACCCUCCAUUCCUGCCCUCGGUGCGCAGCCCCGCGCCCUCUGUCGGCCCCGCGCUGGGCGCUUCCGCCAGCCCACUGAUCAAGAAGGAAGCCCCCGCCCUGCUCCGCCUCACCCCGCAGCCGCUGCCUGCGCCCCCGCAGCCCCGGGCCCCGCUCCCGACACACGUGCCUCUCCCGCUGGGCGCCUUCCCAGGCCACGGCCACGGCCACGGCCACAGCCUCGGCCAGGCUGCGCACAACGGCCUGCACAGCCUCAGCAGGAGCAGCAGUGCCAGCAGCGGCGCCAGCCUCGGGCUCGCCAAGCACGCGUCCCUGUCGCCGCACGGGCCUGGCGCCCACCUCUCUACCUCACACUUGGCGCUGCGCUCGCAGGCCCAGCACCAGCACCACGCGGCGGCCAUGUUCGCCGCCCCCGCGACACUGCCCCCGCCCCCGGCGCUGCCGGCCAACAGCUUGGUCAUCCCAGGACACCCCGCCGAUGCCAGCCUGUUGAUCUCAUUCAGCCAGCCAAUCAUGUAUUGCCAGCCUCAUGCGGGGAUUCUGAUUGAUCACGAGCUGCUCAGGCAAGAGCUGAACGCGCGUUUUCUGGUCCAGAGCGCCGAGCGGCCCGGCGCCCCCCUGGGCCCGGGGGCUCUGCUGCGGGCGGAGUUCCACCAGCACCAACACACACACCAACACACACACCAGCACCAACACACAUUCGCCCCCUUCCCCGCGGGGCUGCCCCCGACGCCGCUCCUGCCGCCCGCCGCAGCCCGGCCGUUUGACAAGUACACGCCCAAGCUGGACAGCCCCUACUUCCGACAUUCCAACUUUUUCCCGUCCUUCCCUCCUGCCAUCCCGGGACUGCCCACCCUGCUCCCACACCCAGGCCCCUUUGGGUCCCUGCAGGGCGCUUUUCAGCCCAAGACUUCAAACCCACUCGAGGUAACAGGCCGGGCCAGCGCUGUCCACACCCUCCUGCAGAAGGGCCCUGGGGUGUCCGACCCGUACCGGACAGCAGUGAGGAAGCCGGGCAGGUGGUGCGCGGUGCACGUGCAGAUCGCCUGGCAGAUCUACCAGCAUCAGCAGAGAACGAAGGUACCACUGGACCCCCACAAGCUGGAGGUGGGCGCCAAACUGGACUUGUCCAGCAGACCCCCGGGCCCGGGCCUGCUUGCAGGGUUCCACUAUACACAGGAUGUGGCCAGGCCCCUCUUCUCCAGCUCAGGUGCCGCCCAUCCUGCCACCAACCAGUUUGGACCCUCAGCCCAUCCCGGCAGCUUCCUGCCCACUGGUCACCUGACAGACCCUUUCAGCAGAUCGAGCACCUUUGGGGGCCUGGGGACGCUUGGCAGCACUGCCUUCGGAGGCCUGGGCAGCCACGCGCUGACUGCAGGUGGCAGCAUGUUUACUCCUAAGGAGGGCUCCACACUGCAUGGCCUGCCCAGCCCCCAUGAGGCCUGGAACCGGCUGCACCGCACGCCACCGUCCUUCCCCACGCCGCCCCCAUGGCCCAAGCCCAUGGACACCGAGCGGGUCUCAGCCCUGACCAACCACGACCGAGAACCGGACAAGGGCCGCGAGGAACGGGAGCGGGACCUCCUUGAGAAGACGCGUCUGCUGAGCCGGGCCUCACCCGCAGCCCCCGUGGGCCACUCGGCCAGCAGCCUCCUGCUCCGUGGCCAGGGCGAGCCCCGCGUCAAGGAGAGCCGCUCUCCCGCCAAGGAGGACGGCGCCAAACUGGUGGCGCGCCCACAGUCCCCCUGCAGCAAGGCCACUGUGGGCGACAGUCUGCGCCUGGCCGCCCUCCUGGGCCGCGAGCCAGGGAAGCCGCCCGAGGGAGAUGUGAAGGUCAAGGAGGAGCGCGGGGAGGACGCUGAUGCACCCGAGCCCCUGGGGGGCGGCCUGCACCGCGUGCCCCCCGCACCCCUGCAGCUCGGCCCGGGUCCCGCCGUCCGCGAGCGCCUGGGCUUCGCAUGGGAGCCGCUGCGCGACGCCUACCGCGGCCUGGAGCUGCCGCGCCGCGCCGUCCCCACCGCUCCUGCCCCGGGCCCCGCCGCCCUCUUCGAGCCACCCGAGCGCCCCUACCGCGACCGCGAGCCGCACGACUACAGCCCCGAGCGCCUGCGGGAAGCGCGCCGCGAGGAGCUGGAGCGCGCGCGGGCCGCGCACCUGGGCGCCGCCCCCGCCCUGGACGGCGCUGCGCUCCUGCCCGCGCUGGGCGCCCUGCACUACCCGCGCCUGGGGCCCGCGGCCGCGCUGCACCACGGACUCCUGGCGCGGACCCCGCCCGCCGCCGCCGCCGCCGCCGCCGCCGCCGCCGCGCUCGGCGCGCCGCCCCCCCUAGUGGCCGCUGGCGGGUCCCCCACGCCCCCGGGGCCGCCGCCGCGAAGCAGGACUACGCCGCUUGGGGGCCCUGGGCCUGGCGAGGCGCGGGACUACUCCCCUUCGCGCAACCCCCAGGAGGUGGAGGCGCGGUAGCCCCGCGGAGCCGCCGGGCGCGGACAGCCUCCCGCAAACGCACCGCGAACCUGCGGCGUGCACGUUCUGGAACUAAGCACAGGCCCGUCGGUCCCGGUCCCGGUCCUGGGUGACGCUCACCUUUCCACCUGCAGCCUGCGGGGUCGGGGCAUCAUGCACAGCCUUUCUGGGGGUAAUUUGUUUUCUGAGCUCAAGAUUAGGCUAUUGGAAGAAAAUUCAAGUUUGUACAUUUUCCCCCACAGGUGAGAAGCGUUUUUAAUAGAUUUGUAUUUUUUUCAAUUUUGUGCUCUUUAGACAUUGAAAAGAAAAAAAAGUUUUGCUUUUUAAUUUUGAGUUCGAAUUUGCAGUUUUAACAGCCUCAGAUCUUUUCCCAGAGCCCCAGGGGUUUUUUUUGUCUUAUUUAUGGAGGAAAAAACGGUCAUUUUGUCCAACACACUGUGAGGCCCCCCGCUCAGGCCUGGCCCUGACCCUCCCUUGGUACUUGGAACCGAAGUUACAGAUAUAUAUUAAAAUAAUAAUUAAUAAUGUAAAAAACUGGUUUUUUGCCUUAUUACGCAGAAGUGUAAGAUUUCUUUUUCAUUUUUUUUUAAAGACAAAUGGAACAAGUGUAAAUAGUCUAUUAAUAUAAAUCUAUGAUGUUCUUAAAUUCUUAACCUGGGUACACUUUAUAAAAACAGUUUCUAGAAAUCCCUGUUUAUUUGUUUAAUGCGGUCACAAAACCCCACCCGCUGCGGGGUGGGAGCGCUCAGAAGUUUGAUGCACCGACCCUCCAACUAUGCAAGCGCCCCCAGGCGGCUGGACGGCUGUCUGCAGGGGAAAAAGGUUCUAGCAGCAAACCUGCCAGCUCGGGGUACCGCACCCCGGCACUGGGCUUCAGGACGGGCGGCUGUGGCCACAAGGACACUUGUGUGAACCCUCGUGCUGACCAGUGUUCUUGGGAACUACCCCAGACAAGUAGAAUUUCAGAAGAGUCUAAAGGUUGAUUACAAAGUAACUUCUGGCUCUUUUCUCUGAAGACCAUCAACAAACGUUUGUCCAGUUUGUCCCCGCCACCCACCCACACCUUGCCUGAUUCCCCUUUGGUUUCAGUUUUGCUUUCAUAAUCACACGAACGUCACCACGUCCUGCCAUCAGCGUCUGUCUUUGUUCCCUGACGUCCACACACUGUCCGUUGAGCCAUCUGCAGUCGUUUCCUUUGUUCAGCUCUGUAUUUCAACCCGGAGUCUGCACUGUGAACUCUGGUUAUUUUAAACAUUCUGUUCUCAUGUCAGUUGGAGAUAAAUACAGCCUUGAUU